UCUUCCCUAUUUUGGUUUAUUUCUGAACACUACAGACUAAUUCCUUCGUAAUUGUUGAGAAAUUUUGGGAUUUUCUGGGCAUUUCGAUCUCUCAAAAAGAUGGGAUCUUUGUUCCUUAUUUAAGCUGUUGCAUGACUCUGCGGGUGAAAAAGGAGAUAAAGUUUGGGACUUCUCGAUUGGUGCAUGCGGAUUGUAUGGUUUUGAGUGUGGGUUUCUGACAUCUCCAUAUCAGUUCCUUCAGAACUUAGCUCAUUCUCCCGUUUGAGAACUGUGCAGUUCCUUGGAACAGAAAGACCUUGGCUGAAUCUAUAUGGGAUUAGGGUUCGGCCUGUUGCACCGUUUGGAAGUGUCAGUGGUUUUUGCACGAACGAGUCCUUACACUUUAGGAAGGGCAGCAUGUGUCUGCCGCAAAUGGAGAUAUACUAUCCGUAAUCCCAGUUUAUGGCGCACUGUGUGCCUAAAAACUUGGCAGAUGUCUGGAGCAGAAACAAACUACAAGAUUGUCCAGUCUAUGUAUGAGGGUUCUUGGAGGAAAAUGUGGGUUCGAAGGCCAAGGAUUCGCAGUGAUGGCCUUUAUGUGAGUAGGAAUACUUACAUUCGUACUGGAGUUGCAGAGUGGAAAGUUACAAAUCCUGUCCAUGUGGUCUGCUACUAUCGUUACUUGAGAUUUUAUCCAAGUGGAAAGUUCCUCUACAAGGUUUCUUCUCAAAGAGUAAAGGAGGUGGCAAAAUGCAUGAAUUUCCGUGCAUCUAAGGCAGACUCUGUUUUCAAGGGUGAUUACACAUUAACUGAAGACCAUCUUGAAGCUGCGCUGUUGUACCCAGGCUCACGUCAUACUCUUUUAAGGAUGCUCCUAAGGCUUAGAGGUACUACAAUUGGGGCAAACAAUCGUCUGGACCUAUUAAAACUUCUUACAACUGGUGUAAAUGAAAGUGAAAUAAGAAAUCAGGAAGACAUGCUUGGAGUUGUAGAAGGCUGGCAGGAGGAUGAGACGCAUAACCCUGAUGUGCCUGCUAUUUCCCAUAGAAGGGGUUUGACACCCUUUGUAUUUGUUCCAUUUGAGGAGGUGGAAACAUCAGUUCUAAAUCUUCCUGUGGACAAGAUGGAUUACUUUGUUCCUGGCUGAUACUGAAGUGCUUGGUGUCUUGUGUAAAUAUAUACAGGCUUGUUCUGUUUUCAUCGGUAUCUACACCAUACAUUGUCAUCCUUGUCAAGAACUUUGUUUUCUCUCUUCAAGGAACCUCGAUCAUGGAAGCUAUGUUCUUCCGAUGACAUGCAGCCCCUGCAAGAUAACAGGGUAUUCCACCUGGAAAUGUAUUUCUUCUUGUUUUGGUAUUAGAACCAUCUAGCUUUAUUUUUAAUCCACCUAUUUGGACAAGUUGUUAAGGGUACAAUGUAAAGCUCUCAUAGCUAUAUUGAUCAACUUUGGAUGCUUGCAGGAUCCAUGGUUCUCUUGUUUAUUAAGAGAUUCUGUUCUUUUUUA
Molecule: messenger RNA, 1483 nt
Organism: Phoenix dactylifera (date palm)
Lineage: Eukaryota; Viridiplantae; Streptophyta; Magnoliopsida; Arecales; Arecaceae
Gene: FBP7
Product: F-box protein 7
Biological process (GO): SCF-dependent proteasomal ubiquitin-dependent protein catabolic process
Cellular component (GO): SCF ubiquitin ligase complex; cytoplasm
Molecular function (GO): protein binding
Source: RefSeq, a predicted model, not a curated record